AUGGAUAGUGUAGAUGAUGAGAAACCUAUAACUAAAUAUAUCAUUGUGACCGGAGGUAAUAUGAGUGGGCUAGGUAAAGGGACAGCUAUGAGUAGUAUGGCUGUUUUAUUGUUAACAAAAAACAUUUUAUUAACUACAAUAAAGAUUGACCCAUAUUUAAAUAUUGAUGCAGGUACUAUGUCUCCAUAUGAACAUGGAGAGGUUUAUGUAUUAGAAGAUGGUGGUGAAGUUGAUUUAGAUUUAGGUAAUUAUGAACGAUUUUUAAAUAUAAGAUUAACUUAUAAGAAUAAUAUUACAUCAGGUAAAAUAUAUGAAGAAGUUAUAAAAAAAGAAAGAAAAGGUGAAUACUUAGGUAAAACAGUACAAGUAGUACCACAUGUAACAGAUGCUAUACAAAAAUGGAUAAAAGAUGUGAUUGAUGAAAAUAUUAAGAAAAUGAAAAAAGAAUAUAAUAUCGAUUCUUUUAAUAAAAUUCCUUGUAUGUGUUUAAUAGAAGUUGGUGGUACUGUUGGUGAUAUUGAAUCAGCUGUUUAUUUAGAAGCUUUACAACAAUUAAUUAAUAAUUUAAAUAAUGAUGAUGUUUGUCUAUGUCAUUUAUCUUAUGUACCUAUUACAGGAAAUCUUAGGGAACAAAAAACGAAACCUACACAACAUAGUGUAAAAAUAUUAAGAGAAGCAGGUUUAAAACCAGAUUUUAUAUUUUGUAGAUGUGAAGAACCAUUAACACAAGAAGCUAUUAAAAAAAUUGCUUUAUUCUCACAAGUUAAAAAUGAACAUGUUAUAUCAUUACAUGAUACAUCUAAUGUAUAUAAAGUUCCUUUAAUUUUAGAAAAACAAAAUGUUUGUAUUAAUGUAUUAAAAAAGUUAAAUCUAGAAAAUAUCGUAUUAAAUAAUAAAUUACAAAUCUCACCUUAUUCAUUUAAUAUAUGGAAACAACUCGCAGACAGAUAUGAAUCACCAACCGAACAAGUUGUUAUAGGUAUUGUAGGUAAAUAUACAGCAUCUAAUGAUACUUAUUUAUCUAUUAUCUCAUCUUUAGUACAUGCAUGUUUAGAAUGUGGAUUUAAAUUAGUUAUUAAGUAUAUUAACAGUAGCCAUUUAUCCUUAAAACAAAAAAAACAAAAAAAAAAUAUGGACUGGAAAAAAAAAGCAAAGAAAUAUUCAUAUGAAAAUUUUUAUGAAAACAGUAGCACAGAAAAACUCAUAUUUGUAGACGAUACUACUUCUGAUGAAGAUUAUGAUAAAAAAAGAAGAAUAAAAUAUGAAAAAGCAUGGGAAACAUUAAAAUCAGUAGAUGGUGUUUUAGUACCUGGAGGAUUUGGUACGAGAGGUAUUGAAGGAAAAUAUUUAUCUUCAAAAUAUUGUCGUCUACAUAAUAUACCAUAUUUAGGAAUAUGUUUAGGAAUGCAAAUAGCUGUUAUAGAUGUAGCGAGAGAAUAUUUAAAUGUGAAUGCAAAUUCGGAGGAAUUUGAGGAUACAACAGAAAUGCAAUCUACAUCAAACGAAUAUAAUGCAGUACCUACUGAUAAUGUUAAUAAUAAUAAUAAUCAAUAUGGAAAAAAAAAUAAAAAUACAACUAAUUAUUCUUAUAAUGAAAAUGAAAAAAAAGAAAAUGUAAUAAAUUUAGAAAAUUUAAAAAAUGAAAUGAAUGAAUAUAAAAAGGAUGCACAUAUAAAUGAAAAUUGUAGUAGGAAUACAACGUCAUCUUGUAUUUCAAAUAAAAGUAAUUCAAGUCAUAAAACGAAAGUAUUGGCUAGUUAUACAGAACGUCCAAAACAUGAUAAUGUAAAUACUUUGAAAAAGGAAAUUCAUUUUGAUGAUAAUAUAUCAACAUCAAUUAUAAAUGAUGAUAUAAAUGUUGAGAAUAAUAAUUAUUCACACUAUCAAGAUACAUAUAUAAAAGAUAAAAAUACAUAUGAUGAUACGGAUCCUAUGUUUGAUGGAAAGGAAUAUUUAAAAAGUCAAUCACUUAUAUUAAAAGAAAAAUGUAUAAACGAUAUUCCUAAAAAAUUAACUGAAGAAUCAAUAAAAGAGAAAAUUCAACUUAUAGGUAUAGAAAGUUAUUACAAAAGUAUAGAAGAAAUAGAUAAUAACAAUGUAAUUAUAUCUAUGAGUGAAUUUAAAGGUGAUGAUAAUAAAGGAGGUACCAUGCGUCUAGGUGUAAAACAAUCAAAAAUUAUAGAUAAAGAAUCUUUAACAUAUAAAGCAUACGACGAAGAAUUAUAUAUAUAUGAAAGACAUAGACAUAGAUAUGAAAUAAAUCCUAAGUAUGUACCCUUAUUAGAAGCUGUUGGAUUAUCAUUUGUAGCUAAAGAUAUACAUAGUGUCAGAAUGGAAAUUUGUGAAAUUAAAAAUUUAGAUUUUUAUGUAGGUGUGCAAUUUCAUCCUGAAUUUACUUCUAGACCAUUUAAAUCCAAUCCUAUAUUUCUUGCAUUUGUGUUAGCGUCAAAGAAAAAGUUAAAAGAGCGCUUGAACAAAUAUGGUAAUAAGUUAUGUUCAGGAAUUUUAUACAAAUGA
Plasmodium adleri (nom. inval.) is the source of this 2517-nucleotide messenger RNA. Its product is annotated as cytidine triphosphate synthetase. Gene Ontology annotation, molecular function: CTP synthase activity; identical protein binding. Gene Ontology annotation, biological process: CTP biosynthetic process; pyrimidine nucleobase biosynthetic process. Bases 1 to 2517 code for a protein of 838 amino acids. NCBI's taxonomy places the organism in Eukaryota, Apicomplexa, Aconoidasida, Haemosporida, Plasmodiidae. The record is from RefSeq and is a predicted model, not a curated record. The transcript has a single exon.